Ophidiomyces ophidiicola is the source of this 891-nucleotide messenger RNA. RefSeq lists its product as uncharacterized. The coding region runs from base 1 to 891 and encodes 296 amino acids. Gene Ontology annotation, molecular function: small GTPase binding. Gene Ontology annotation, cellular component: Golgi apparatus; membrane. The transcript has 4 exons. Lineage: Eukaryota; Fungi; Ascomycota; Eurotiomycetes; Onygenales; Onygenaceae. Gene Ontology annotation, biological process: vesicle-mediated transport. The record is from RefSeq and is a predicted model, not a curated record.
AUGGCUAAUCGCGGCUACGAUGUUGUUGUGGAUGUAGAUGCUGAGGGCGACCUCGGACAUACUGAUCUCCAAGAAGACCUGGAAUUUCACAAUUCAAACUUCGACGAAAACCCUAGAAGCGCCAACAAACCUCAUUCAGCCUCAGCUCCAUUCAUAGGGGGUGCUUCUUCCUCUCGCCGUGGCACAUCCCCUGGAGGAACUCCCUCGAAACAUCGCUUAUGGACUCUUACAUAUUACGCGCAAUAUUUCGAUGUUGAUACUAGCGAAGUCUUCCGUCGGUGUACAGCAACCUUAUACCCACGCUCGAACUUCCUAGAUGUUCUGGACGGAAAUGCAGAUCUCUAUGGUCCAUUUUGGAUUGCUACAACAGUCGUCGUUAUUCUUUUUCUUACAGGAACGAUAUCUCAGUACCUUGCUCAUGAGAAGAAACGCCACUUUGAAUAUGAUUUCCGUUUGUUGUCUGGUGCAGCUGGACUGAUAUAUGGAUAUACGGGGGUGAUUCCCAUUGCGUUGUGGGCUGCUUUGCGUUGGUUUGGGAGUACCAGCGCAGAUUUGGUCGAAUGUUGGGCUCUCUAUGGCUAUGCGAAUUUAAUCUGGAUUGCCGUAGCCCUGGUGAGUUGGAGCCCGCUUACUAUUCUCAACUGGGUUCUUGUAGGCGUUGGUUUCGGAUGGACGGUAUUCUUCCUCCUACGAAACCUGUACCCAGUACUCAGCACGGCAGAUACAAGGACAAGUAAGAUUUUAUUGAUUCUAGUCAUCGCACUACACGCAGGGCUGGCGAUUGCGAUUAAAAUUCUCUUUUUUGCCCAUGCUAGCCCUGUCAAGACAAAUAAAGACAAAGGCAAGGAUGACCAUGAUGAUAAAGAUAAACUGGCCCGCAUGCUCUUUUAG